CUCUAAUAAACAAAGCUGUGCUCACCUUUAUGUUGCAAACACAGUUGCAGCUAAUAUGGGCAUUCGACCAAGUUUUCCAAUAAAACACGAAACGAUUUAUUUUGAAUCGCCUGCAAAUUACACUUCAUUUGGAACAAGAAGAGCUGAAGAGCUGGUACCACUGCACACAUCUUUAUUCCACCAGCUCCACGAGCCUUUCUGGAAAGAUCUAGUGUGCGAAAGGAAGAUUGACUUAGAAGCCAGAAGAAAAUUUUACGAUAUGGGACAAGAAACAAUAAAAGCUCUUUCAAGCAGAUUUUCAGACUUCAAAUCAGUUGACAUACAGGAACUGCGAUUUCAGUUUCAGUGCUUUGAUAUAAAUGGCGAUGGAUUGAUUGACAAAUCAGAGCUUAUGCAUGUACUCGAUGAUAUGGGGGACAAAUCAGAUGCCGAGACAAGGGAGCAGUGCUUUCUUGACAUUGAUGAGGAUGGCUCUGGAGCAAUCGAUUUCGAGGAGUUCCUUGGGUUGAUCUAUCAAUUGAAAAAUGAAUAUGGCAAAGACAAGCACUCCAGCUCAAUCGCAGUUGUAAGCAAAAAUAGGAGCGACAAAGUAAAAGCCCUUUGCAAUUUGAGCAUAGAAGAACAGCUAGAAAAUGGACUUUUUUGAAUGAUCCAAAAUUUUGAUAACAACGAACUUAUUUAUGAUUAAUUUCAUAAAUAAAUGAAGCUUCAUUAUUUCAAAUUUCAUGCUAUUUUAGUUUUAGUUUAUAUGUACGAAUUACAACAGUUUAUAUGUACGAGUAUAAUAACAAACUAUUCAGCCAUGUCUCAGCAAAGCGACCCAUGUCAUGUCUUUAAGUUUCGUAUCUAUGCAUCCUUGUAAAUGUAAAAGGCGCUAUCAGUAACCUUUGCCUUUGUAAUGACAAGAUUUAUCGAUAUUUUGCUGUUGGACACCUUAAAUAAACUUUUGAUGUUUAAUGCUAAAAAUUCUCCCAACGUUUAAUGCUCCCAACACGGAAAAUUAUAGGAAACAUCUAUUGCUGGAAAUUUUGUCCGUUUAUCUGCAAGAUUAAAUUUAUCCCCACUGAAAUGCUGGUUUGUAAAGAAGCACAACCUUGAAUGAGCGCUUUCACGAAGUUAAUGGUAAACUAUCAAAUUAAUUCUCGGCCACUUUUUUAUCGCUUUGUAUGGGCAAUAAAUUAAUUAUGUCGAAAAAUUUUCAUUUCCGAGCUGAAAACACCACGUGUGAACGACGUGAGUAAUCAUCAUUUCCAGACUGGCGAUGCGCAGCAGACAUGUUCAAAGCAUAGACUAGAGUAGUGAGUAAUGAACUGAUAACAGACUCAGGCCCGCUGAUAGGAGGCAGGGGUGGAUUACCCCAGGUCUUGGGCUGAGAGAGGCCCCAAAAGUAAUAACAACAUACCUAACAAUAGCAACAACAAUAACAAUCCAAAUUUAAUGACGUCACCAUUGGCCCAAUCUCUCUUCUCCCACAGAGUUUCCUGUAAAAGCUCUCGCCGGGCCUGCACAGACUAAUACACAAAUUGGUACGAAAAGGUUUUCAUAGGGCACACUUCUUUUUCUUCACCGGUGCGCACAUCAUAUUUUAUCAAAAUGUAAUAGUUCUUAAUAAAUUAGCAGAAAAUAAUAAAUUUUGCAAGGCGGCUUUUGCAUCCAGCUGUAAUUGACUAAAUGCAGAAAUUGACUAUGGAUUCAAUACUCAAGAUUUUACCAUUAUCGAUAGAUAUUUGAUUGCUGACACUGUAUCUACCACUGACACCGACACAGGGGCGCAAUCAGACUACUAAUGAAAGCAACUCUGAGCUUUUGUACCUAAAUUUGUUCGUUUUUUUCUUUUAUUUCUUUAACCUAUUCGUUAAUACGCAAGUCUUCACUGAAUAAUAUUCAGUGACAACAAUACUCGGCGGCUAGAUAAAGCAUUAGUUGUCUAUGUAGUUAGUAAGCAGUUUUUAUAAAAAUUUCUUCCAACAUCCAGUUUCAGCAUAAUUCAAUAUGUUUCAUGGGUUCUUAGAAGAUUAGAAAAAUUAGAUGCAUUAUAAAGGAGUCUAGGUGAAAUAAUUCCAAAUUUUUGAAGAGAUAUGCCCCUGAACUCCUCCUAUGUUGAAGAAUCGAUGAACACUCAUCGGUGCAAAUGCACUGAAAUCCUCGAUAAUCAGCAUUCCCGUGCACGGGAAACUUCCACGAACGCACGACGACUCGUCAUUGGUAUUGAAAGAAACGAUUAUUGCCGGAAACGCAACUCGGUGCCUAUUAUAUCUAUUGGCUGGUGUUUCUUAUCAACAUCGUAAACUAAAUGAUGUUACCAAGGGCACGUUUUUAAAAUGGAAAAAUUGAAAGCACGCGAAAAGCAAGAUAGGGCCCCUCAGAUAGCUGAAAAUUUUGGCGAUAAGAAUUAGGGCUGUUCAUGCUUUGGGAAACCAUGCACGUUUACAUGGAAGCAUACCAUCUGUAACGAAUAAGUUUUACAUUGUUUAGCAGAAAGACAGACAAAGGCUUCUUUGUCGAUUUAUAAGCUUUUCGUGGCUUUUCAUAAUUCCCUGUAUACACCCUCUUGUCAUGUUCAGGUGCGUAGCUACUUGGGGUGUGGGGGUGUCACACCCCCAUAUAUUUCAAAAAAGUUUCAAAAUUCAGGCAAAUACUCGGGAAUAAAAAUUUCAGGCAUUGGACAAGUUUUGUAAUAUCUUAAUAUACAACUUAAGAGCUCGUAUAAAUAACUUGAAUAUAGAUAAUUAUAUCAUAUAUGUAUAAAUUAAUUGAGACAAAAUAUAUUACAUUAACUAUUUUAUGUUUUUCAUCGUAAUUUUAUAAAUUAUAUAAAUUUAUACAAAGCAAUGUAAUUUAUAUAAAGUUUUCGAAAACGUAUGGAAAGUGGGAAAAUUCGGGUAAAAUUUUUUUGACCAAUACUUGAUGUGUCAAUGCACUCCUAAUCAUGUUCAUCUGCCUUUCAUAUUCGUUUAAGUCCACUUCAGUGCCUAUCAUAAUGUUAAAAUUUCUUGUAGGCCAAA
This is a messenger RNA of Rhopilema esculentum, 3005 nucleotides long. Its product is annotated as troponin C, isoallergen Bla g 6.0101. Gene Ontology annotation, molecular function: calcium ion binding. Lineage: Eukaryota; Metazoa; Cnidaria; Scyphozoa; Rhizostomeae; Rhizostomatidae. The record is from RefSeq and is a predicted model, not a curated record.